AAAGAAUCCCUAAAACUGACACAACAGUAAGAAUUAGUGUAGCGUUGUAUAAAUAAAUACAAGUAUUACGUUACGAACGAGCCACGAAGCAUAGCAUAAGAAAUAGGAAUAGGAUAAACAAAAUUUCAUCAUCCCGAAACCCUAAAUGUUACAGAUCGAAGAAUGCAGCAUCAAUCAAGUAUGUUAAAAUUGGUUAUAAUAAGUGUGAUUCUUGUAUUGAAUGUUCAGGCUAAAGAUUCGAUAAGUAGAUGCGUGAAAAACAUACCAAGUGUUAAACAAACAGAAUUGGGGAAAUCGAAGUUCAGAGUAGAAGUGAAGAACAACUGCGGUACGUGUCCGGUAAUCGAUGUUCAUGUGAAAUGUGGAAAUUUCUCGCAAUCAUUGGUCGAUCCAAAGCUGUUUAAGGUGUUGAAAUAUGAUGAUUGUGUGGUUAAUUAUGGUUUGCCAUUGCUGCCUCUUCAGACUAUCUCUUUCAAUUAUUCUCAUCCGACUAAGUACGCUUUGUCUCCUUACACUUGGUUCUUCCAGUGCGAGUGAUUUGUGUGCGUAAGGGCUUUGGUUUUCUUUAUUUGUAUGUCGUAAUCCUAUCUGAUUAAAUAUUGACUGGAGUAUUAUUAUCCUUAACUUCUUUGUAAUCCUAUCUUAUCAUUAAUAAUCAAAUAUAUAAUGAAGUAUAUCUUUUUCUUA
Amaranthus tricolor (Joseph's coat) is the source of this 687-nucleotide messenger RNA. RefSeq lists its product as uncharacterized. The coding region runs from base 163 to 537 and encodes 124 amino acids. Gene Ontology annotation, biological process: cell fate determination. The record is from RefSeq and is a predicted model, not a curated record. NCBI's taxonomy places the organism in Eukaryota, Viridiplantae, Streptophyta, Magnoliopsida, Caryophyllales, Amaranthaceae. The transcript has a single exon.